CGCACUUCCUGGGAAGCGGCGAGCGAGACGGGCCGGCCCGCGAGGCUCCUGGGCAGGCGGAGGGAAUGCCCGGGGUGUAGGCGCAGGUCUGGAAUAUUGCCACUCUGAGUUCAUAUGUGUAUUCUCAGUUGGUUAAAGUUAUUUUAGAACCACCAGGAACCUCAAAGAUUCGACAGACAAGCCUGAAAGAGCCUGUUAUCAUGGGCUGUCGAGAUGUCCAUGCAGCCACCGUCCUCUCAUUCCUGUGUGGAAUUGCCUCAGUAGCAGGCCUCUUUGCGGGGACUCUACUGCCCAACUGGAGAAAAUUACGGCUGAUCACGUUCAACAAAAAUGAAAAGAACCUGACUGUUUACACUGGCCUCUGGGUAAAGUGUGCCCGAUAUGAUGGGAGCAGUGACUGCCUGAUGUAUGACACCACUUGGUACUCAUCAGUUGACCAGCUAGAUCUUCGGGUCCUACAAUUUGCCCUGCCUCUCAGCAUAUUGAUUGCCAUGGGGGCACUACUGCUUUGCCUAAUUGGAAUGUGUAACACAGCCUUCAGGUCCUCAGUGCCCAAUGUCAAGCUGGCCAAGUGUUUGGUGAAUAGUGCAGGCUGCCAUCUGGUAGCUGGGCUUUUCUUUUGCCUGGCAGGUAUUGUGAGCCUUUCCCCAUCUAUCUGGGUCAUAUUUUAUAAUACCCAUCUGAAUAGGAAGUUUGAGCCAGUCUUUACAUUUGACUACGCAGUAUAUGUCACUGUUGCUAGUGCUGGGGGUCUAUUUAUGACUUCCCUUCUUCUUUUUAUUUGGUAUUGUGCAUGCAAAUCUUUGCCUUCGCCUUUCUGGCAACCACUUUACUCACAUCCUGCCAGUAUGCACACUUACUCACAACCCUAUUCAGCACGCUCCCGUCUCUCUGCCAUUGAGAUUGACAUUCCAGUAGUUUCACACACUACCUAAUGGGGAAAUAGUUGUUAAGAAAAACUUUGGUAGCCUCACAUCCCCAUAUACAAGGAGCUAUUUUGAACCUGUAUACAUUUUUCUUUUACUUCUGACCAGUCAGUGAAACCAAAUUUAUAUGUUCUUGUAGAAUGAAGUGCUGCUAGUUUUUAUGAAAGUGCUUUGUAUUAAAUGUGAAUUAUUUCCUUUUACUCUUACACUAGAGUUUUUAACCUUCAUAUUAAUACCAGUUAGUAGAAAGAAUCUUUGUCUCAAGUGAGGUGACUUAGAGCAACUUAUAAAGUUGAAAAUGUUGGCCAAGAGGAGGUAUUGUAUGUAUUCUGAAUAUUUCAGAUGGUUUAUUGUUCUUCCCCAAAAUAUUUAAAGCUGGAAAAAAGAUUACUUCAAAUAUAAGAAAUUUAUGUCUGGUAGGGUAAUACUUUUAAGAGUAGUCAGCUUAAGACUGCUACUUACUUUCACAUGCCUAAUUAUAUUGAAUAUGGCCUAGUGUUUUGAAGAUUAUUUUGUGAGUUAUCUUCUACCUCAUGCCA
Messenger RNA from Suncus etruscus (white-toothed pygmy shrew), 1465 nucleotides. RefSeq names its product claudin 12 (gene CLDN12). NCBI's taxonomy places the organism in Eukaryota, Metazoa, Chordata, Mammalia, Eulipotyphla, Soricidae. The record is from RefSeq and is a predicted model, not a curated record. The transcript has 3 exons. The coding region runs from base 201 to 935 and encodes 244 amino acids. Gene Ontology annotation, cellular component: plasma membrane.